UCUCCUUUUUGAACCGUCCGAUGGGGACGCGGAAAAAGAUUAAAAUAUUGACUGGUAAUUUGGUACUAAGCAGAGGGGUAGUUUGGUAUUUUUGGUUAGAGUGGCUGUACCGUGAGUUUGUCCAGGUGGCCUAAAGAUGGAACUGGCCUUUGCGUAUCGCGAGAACCCACCUUUCACGCGGCCCUUGAGCCCUAGUGGCCGGUGCCUGUCUAUAUAAGGGCUCCUCGUCUUCUCAUUUGAAUCAUAAUACAAACCCUAGAGAAGCCUUCAGGAAGCGAGGCAGAAAGUUUGAUUCAGAAAAAGGUUCUCUCGCUGCUGCGGAGCGUUUUCGAUUUUUCUCGAGAAAAUCUUAGAAGAAAAGCCUCUGCAGUAGCUUCGAUUUUCACUCGGCUGGAUCGAAAUGGCCCGCUCUUUGUCUAACGCUAAGGUUAUCUCUGCUAUCGUCGUGGAUGGAUUCUCUCUCGCAAUCCACAGACGCGGAUACGCGGCCGCAUCAGGAGCUGUCUCUAGCGUAGCUAGAGGACAGAAGAGUGGAGUGGUGGUGAAGAAACUGGGAGAAGAGAUGAAAGGAAGAGCAUCGGAGACAUCUCCGUGGGUUCCAGAUCCGGUGACUGGAUACUAUAGACCAGAGAAUGAAGCAAAACAGAUUGACGUGGCGGAGCUGCGACAGACGCUCUUGAAACACAAGAACUAAGAAACCAAACAGAGUUGUGACCCGCUCUUGUAUCAGCCGUUCAAGAUUGUAUUAUUUCCAGGAAUAAUACAAAUUUAAAAUAAAAUUUAUUACAAUUUUGAUGUCUCAA
This is a messenger RNA of Vitis vinifera (wine grape), 803 nucleotides long. Its product is annotated as indole-3-acetic acid-induced protein ARG2. Lineage: Eukaryota; Viridiplantae; Streptophyta; Magnoliopsida; Vitales; Vitaceae. The record is from RefSeq and is a predicted model, not a curated record. Bases 401 to 694 code for a protein of 97 amino acids. Gene Ontology annotation, biological process: response to stress. Gene Ontology annotation, cellular component: mitochondrion. The transcript has 2 exons.